AUGUUGAUAAAGCUAUUUCUCUAUUUGAUAAUUGUUAAUUUUUCGGUGUCUGAAAACAUUCGAGAAAAACGACAAGUCUCGCUAAAACGUCGCGAGUAUGUUUGGACUAACAAAAUUUUAUAUUAUAAAUUCAAUGCGAAUUUGCCGGAAGUUUCAAAAACUUCCAUGUUGAAAGCAAUGCAAUUGAUGACCAAAGAAACUUGUGUCAAAUUUGAAAAUGGACAAGGCGAUGGAAAUUAUGUAAACAUCAUGAAGUGAGUGAUCCCACAUUUGUUGGGUACUAAAAAAUGUGAAAAUUCAGCGGAAAUGCUUGUUCUUCUGCACUUGGAAAAAAUAACGGCGUGCAGACUCUGUCUUUUGGGAAAUAUUGCGCAACAACUAGCACGGCGGUUCAUGAAUUAAUGCAUGCUUUGGGAAUCAAUCACGAAAUGUGUCGAUUUGAUCGAGAUGAUUAUGUUACAGUUAUUGAAAGCAACAUUCUCGAAUAUUUAAAGUAUAAUUUUGUUAAACUUACCUCUUCAAAUAGCUACAAUCCAGUUCCAUUCGAAUAUGGAAGUGUUAUGAUGUAUGCCCCAAAAGCUUUUGCAAAUGGAUCACACGAGACCAUUAUUCCGAAAGACAAUGAUUAUUAUUAUACAAUGGGAUUUCAAUUGACAUCAUUUUUAGAUUACAAAAGAUUGAACAUUGCUUAUGAUUGUAUGUGUAAAAACGCAACAAUAACUUGUAAAAAUGGUGGUUAUCCACAUCCAAAUAAUUGUAACAAAUGUUUUUGUCCUGAUGGUUUUAGUGGACAAUUAUGCGGGACAAUUGAUGCCUAUCAAACAUUUGCAUCUACUAUGGUUUGGACAACCCGAACAAUUGUGUCAAAAUCACCACAAACCGAUUAUACCGAUUACACCAUAAUUACAGUUGCUUUAACUGGACAAGCUGGUAAAAACAUUUAGAUACAACUUCUUGAAGCGCCAACCAUGCAAUGUCGAUUAAAAUGCAUAGAUAAUGCUGUGGAAAUCAAGUAUUUGAAUAAUCGAUCAAUCCGAAAUCCCGUGUCAGUUUUAUUUCGAAUCUGAUUGUGAGUAAAAACAUAAAUACUCUCUUAAAUAUUCCAGACAAUGUUGUCCUGAUUCAACUCAGUGAAAAGCGAUUAAAACAUCAAAAAACAAUCCGACAUUCAUUCGAUUUUAUGUGCAAACUGGAUAUUAUAAUUUGA
Caenorhabditis angaria is the source of this 1207-nucleotide messenger RNA. Lineage: Eukaryota; Metazoa; Nematoda; Chromadorea; Rhabditida; Rhabditidae. The record is from the annotation of a GenBank genome assembly.